AUGACCGAAGAUUUUACAUACUACGUGCUUCUUGCGCUUACAUUGCUGCCUGUUUACUUUACAUUCAGAAUGGUUCCCGAGAAAGUUUUAAACAUCUUUCCGAUUGAGAAUGGAUCUUUCCGAUUGAUUAAAUCAAAGACUGAAGAUGAGAAGACUGAAUAUUGGAGAAGUAAUGUCGAGUGGAAGAAAACAGGAGAUUUUCUCUGUUUUGGUGCGACAGUUUUACUUAUUAGACAUUUAACAAGAGAAUUGUUUGAGGGAUGCAUUCAUAGCUGGGAUUGUGAUAUGGAAGGAAACUUUGCGAUUGUUAUUCAAACUUUUAGAAAGAUACAAAUCGCGGUAAUAUCAGAUCAGAAGGUUGAGACACAACAAGUUGAUCUUAAAAUAAUUCCAUUCAAUGAACAAGUUUUCACUUCGGCUUCAUUUCAUCUCGCUGGAAAUGGAAAUGGAAGAAUUAUCAAUAGCAUGUCAUGUUCAUCGCCUUUAAUCUUCCAUCCUCAUUCUUUAUUUAACAAGUCAGGUUCUCAAAGAAACAUAAGCGACGACUGGGAGAAAGAUCUUCAACUUGUGUCGAUGUAUUUGGACUUUAAAACGGAAGAAAAGAACAAGAAACAUGAAAAAUGUGAAGAUUCCCAAAAUUCUCAUCCAGAAGUCACUCUCCAAGACUACAUUCAAUGUCUCAUCAAAAGUAAACCUCAAAACGUUAUGAACUUUACAGUAGACUUUGUAAGAAAACUAGAACAUGAUGGCAAUGUCCUGGCAUACCAAACAACACCUCAUCGCCAUCAGCAAAUUUAAAAGAAAUUUGUUUUCAAUGCAGGUUUUCUCAAACAUUUUAUUUCUUCUUCUUUUCUUUCAUUAUAUUUUGUAUUUGCACGAAAAUUUUUCAUUUAAAAUCGCUGAACAAUGCAGAAUUGGUGGAUUUUCAAUAAAUUGAAAUUUUAAUAACAUGAACUUUGCAUUAUGUUCUCAAUCUAAAUUUUGUCUAUUUUAUUUCAUUUAUUAUUUGAUGUGGCAUAACAAAUUGAUUUGAUAAUGAGAAAGAAAUUCUGAACAAUUUAAAGUUUCAAUACGUUAAUUAUAGUUCUAAUCUCUGUUAAUUAUGUAAAUACAUAAUUAAUUGUUGCAA
Molecule: messenger RNA, 1129 nt
Organism: Clunio marinus
Lineage: Eukaryota; Metazoa; Arthropoda; Insecta; Diptera; Chironomidae
Source: the annotation of a GenBank genome assembly